This is a messenger RNA of Opisthorchis viverrini, 2568 nucleotides long. RefSeq lists its product as hypothetical. Bases 119 to 2365 code for a protein of 748 amino acids. The record is from RefSeq and is a predicted model, not a curated record. The transcript is spliced from 9 exons. NCBI's taxonomy places the organism in Eukaryota, Metazoa, Platyhelminthes, Trematoda, Opisthorchiida, Opisthorchiidae.
CAAAGAGUGUCGUUAUAGUGUUAUCACGAACAGUUACUUGGUCCCUGUCUUGAGAUCGUAUUUUCUAAUAUCCACUGUACGCUGCUGACAAACUCUGUCGUUUUCAGUUUUUUCCCUAAUGAUUGAACCGAAUCGCAAACGGCCCUCGAUUCUUCGAACGUCAGUCAGUAAGGCAGCCAACUCAUCGCAAGGUUCUACCUCUGGCCCCAUAACAACGGUUUCGACUACUGUUAACCCGCUACAAAACCUUCCGCUGGAUGGAUCCGGUGCCUCCUCGAUCAGCUUUGUCAAUUUGACUGGCGAUGUCAUACAGCUUGUGUCAGUUUCCUCCGAUGCGCCUAACGGAAACGAUGGGACCGGUGACGGUACAGGGCAGCCGAAGCCUGAGACGGUGAUCCGGCUUGCACCGUCCACCGCGACUAUACUGUCCACCGCCGAAGCGCCUCCUGCACCACGAAAUCCCACACCUGUCACCCCAAUGAUCCGUACCUCAGUACGGUCUUGCUGUGUGUGUGAGACCUCAACAAACAACAAGCACGCCGGCAUUAUUACUUGCACCAAAUGCGAAACCGUAUUUCAUCGACUGUUUGAUAACCUAGGCGAAGUCCGGGACAAAUGCGAUUGUGCUAAUCUGCCAUCGGUCUGCUCCAACUGUCGUCUGUACAAAUCGGCUACUAAAGCUCUGUCCAAGUGGGGCACGAAGUUGACUGAUCGGGCCAGGCGUGAAUGGUCCAUAAUCGAUCGGUCGUUGGCUGCGCUCAUCAAGACCGACUGCACGUUGGAUGAUAUAUUUCAAGUUAAUGAGGAGGAGUUGGGCCGGGUAUACGGACCACCGAUCAUCACAUUUCCGUUGAAAUUGGGUCAGCGACGUGGCCAGUCAUCUUCGGACUGCGACGGACCGUCGGCGGCGGGCACCAAACGAAUCGCUGUUGACAGUCGUUUCUGGGCUGGAGUCAAUGCACUGCAGAUUGCCUCAACACCCCUAGCUAAUCGUACCACACCGGCUUCUGCCGCCCAAGUCUCUACAAAUGGCGUCACUCGGCGUGUUCGAGCGCGGCGAGCUGCUGCUGCAGCGGCCACCAGUCCGCUUUCUAGCGAUGACUCUCAAGGAACAAUCCCAUUAGUAGAUGUUGAUGCGGCACCUACCAAUACCCCACAAAAAGCCUCCUCACCCAUGGACCAUUCUCCUGAAAUUGACUCGUCCGGUCCAAAGUGUGUCACCCUGUCCAACUUCCCGACCAACUUGCCUCCAAUCGUGUUCAGGUCGCCAGCACCGCAGCUGCAGGCCACACCUCAGCCGCCAACGAUGUGGCCCAUUGUGAUUCCGGCUGCUCAAGUGGUUCCCAUUGCCACACCGCUUGUUGCCAGUACGUCUGCUCCGAUAUCUGUUGCGCCUAGCACGUCACAAAUACACAGCGAACCUGUACAGGUGAUCACAAAGUUGGAUAACGCGCUGGCGCCGCCGCCGCCACCACCACCCAAAACUCAGAACAAGGCAACUGUGCAACCACCGCUGACCCUGUCACCUACUGCGGCUAUAUCAUCAGCUCUGACACACGAUGACAUUCUUGCUCGUCGUCUGUCACGCCUAAUCCGAGCGAGUUUCUCGCAGGUCUACACAAAGCACUGUGGUGAGCCGAAAAAAGCGGAACCGUUGAUCGCAGAUAUUGCAAUGGACAACCACGCCACUCUCAUUCAUUUGUUUGAUUUUUACGACUGGGAAUGGAAUCAGCCGAUCGAGAUCUCCGAGGUGGUCCGGCAGGCUUGUUGGUCUGCUUUUCACGAACAGUUCAAUGAAAGUCUCACGGAUAUGGUUCGCUUCAUCAAACGCAUUCCGGGUUUCCCCAUACUCAAACCGCAGGAUCGGAUAUUGCUGGUGAGGCAGAGUGGCUUUGAGCUCGCUUUCGUCGUCCAUUAUUUGAACUGGAACACCAAUCACGGUACAUGGCACGGACUGAACAACUUUGUGCUAACCCUAGAUCAGUUGGUGACAAUAUUUCCGUCCGGAAACGCAUUCUUCAACCACGCUUUUUCCAACGCUGAACGUUUGUCCGUGCUCCAACAACAGCUGCAACACUUGGGACUCAUGGCUGCAUUGAUUGUUCUGAAUGCGGAUAUCCCAUCCCUUUCGGAUAGGAAGACUGUCGAUGACUUGCGCCAGCGAAUGCUGAAUGCCAUGAAAUUUGGGCUGGAAGCGCGACAGCGGGAUACAGAAAUGGUUAUGAAGGAUGUGGAAGAGGCACUCCUUAGUCUACGAACCUUGGGUAAUGCGCAUCGAACUAUGUUGGAACGUCUUAGGGAAGAAGAUCAUCUUGAAUUCCCUGAUGACCUUUAUGCCGAGCUAUUCGAGCUGAUUUCGGACUAGGUGUACGGUGUGGAAUCCGUUAAGCUAUUUUCCCCAUUUGCAGCAUUCAUUUAUACAUAGAUAUUUUAUCCAUCAUCCCCAUCUCGUGUCAUGUGUAUCUGGCAUCUCUCCGUAUUCUUGUUUAAUCCCAGUUCAACAAUAGCUUCAUGUGUAUAUAGACUCUGUUCCAAGUGAUGCUUCGGUUUCUUGUUCUCACGCUGCCG